This is a messenger RNA of Cordyceps fumosorosea ARSEF 2679, 3357 nucleotides long. RefSeq names its product NACHT domain protein. Gene Ontology annotation, molecular function: ATP hydrolysis activity. The transcript has 6 exons. The coding region runs from base 1 to 3357 and encodes 1118 amino acids. Lineage: Eukaryota; Fungi; Ascomycota; Sordariomycetes; Hypocreales; Cordycipitaceae. The record is from RefSeq and is a predicted model, not a curated record.
AUGACGGAUAAAAUACACAAACGCCAGCGCUUAAGGGUUGCUCUAGAAGGCUUGUUCAGACGACACGUUCCACAACCUCAGCAGGCCGAUGCGGCUAAACCGCUCCAGGUCAUCGAUAGACAAGUUUCUAGCAAUAGUAUCACGACUGUCGGUGCUUCACUAGAAGAGGUAGCCAACGUCGUCACCGAGGAUGAUGCGCCGGCCAGUCCUGUCCUGUCACCCGCGGCCAAGCAUCCGGUCGCUGCGGCGCACUGCGAUGAGGAGGAGCACCUUGAAGCAACGGCCGCGCCUGACAAUUCCCGCUCCGACAUUUGGAGCAAGGCUUUCCAUGAAGCUCUCGAGAACAUGGGUGAUGAGAUGGACGGCGCCAUCCUGGCAGGCAAGAACGCCGAGCGCAUGUUUACUGAGCUGCAGCAGCUGGGCAAGCAGACCGAGAAAACUUCUGCCGCCGUGAAAGGGAUUAAAAUACUGCAUUCCAUCAAACCGUCCCUAGAGAACCUCAAGUUCGUGCUCGAGGUUGCAUCUCCCCUGGGGGCCAUUCAUCCGGCUGCCUCGACCGCGCUAGGUGUCGUGAAAAGCGUCACGGCGAUUGCGGUCCAUCUCGCAGCCGCGGAAGCCGAUUUCGCCAAGCAAAUUGCGGAAAUGCUGGAUCAGAUGCAGUACAUCAAUGCCUGUGACACAUUGGGCCAAAAGAUGGACCAAAAGGGCAUUCAUCGCGCCCUGGUGCUGGUAUACCAGAAACUCCUCGAGUUUUACCAAGCCGCCUACAACAUUGUAACCAAGAAAGGCUUCGCCUUGGUGCUACGGACAAUGAUAGCAUCGGAGCGCCUCCCCCAGAUUGUGAACGAGUUCCUCAAGCAAACCGAGUUUCUGCAAAAGGUCAUCGGUGCAGCGACAGCGCAGAUUUUAAAGGACGUGGAAGACAUGGUCUACGAGCAACAAAUCUCUAUUUGCUUGAAGAGGGAGAACUUGAGCGAUCAGGUUCGAUAUCACAGAGACUUGCGAGAGCUCACAGCCUAUGAUGCCUGCGAAUACCUCGAGACGGACCCGCGUGUCGUUCGAUGGUACACGGACGACAACUGCCAAAGCCUCGCGCUGGUCGGAGACACCGGCUUCGGCAAGACCAUCUGCAUGAACUUUCUCGUCGAGUUCUUCACGCUGCGAAACCAAGGGCAGGUCGUCCGCCCAAAGCUCUGCUACUACUACUGCCGCGACGACAGCACGGGCAACUGCACCAGCAUCCUCCGUGCCCUCGUUCUCUCGCUCCUCCUGCAGCUCGAGGGUCUACAGAAGCCCUUCGUCGAAUGGUACAAGAGCGUCAAGCGGGAGCGCGGGACCCCGGACCCUGCGGCCGAUGUAGAGUGGCUCAUGGACUUCCUCGAGGGCACCGUGGCCUCGCUCGACCGGCCACUGCUGCUCGUGGUGGACGGCCUGGACGAGUGCCCCCGGGAGUCGCGGAACCGGCUGGUCGGGUUCCUCGCCAGGCUGGCCGCCGAUAACAAGCAGCUCAAGUACCUGCUCUCCUCGCGGCCGCAGGAGGAGAUCCUGGCGCUCCUGAGCGGCACGGAGCUGCUCCAUCUCGGGCCGGACCUGAGGCGCGACGCGGCGAUCGUAAGCAGGCUCGUCGAGGUGCACCUACCGCAUCUCUCCGAGGACGUCAAGUGCUUGAUACGGGAGCGGCUGUCGCCGCUGGCGCAGGGAAGUGCCAUCUGGAUCCAAAUGACCAUUACCACGAUCAACGCCAGCGGUAUCAGGGCCGAGGCUCGGAUGAGGGAGUUUUUAAAGGAUCUGCCGCUGCCGUCCGAGCUAUCCACGCUCUACAGGCGCAUACUCGAUCGCCAUACCGCAGACAACCAAGAGAGUAGGGCUCUCGCCCGUCUCGCGUUGAGGUUUUUGGCGGCCACACGCCGCAAUCUCAGCAUAAGUGAGCUCACCUGUGCCGUGACCGUGGGAAUCACCGCCGAGUCUGCCACGACAGUGUCCGACGUUGAGAAGUUCAUGGACUGUCAGCGGGUCAUGGGUAUCAUCCAGCCCUUUGUCAGCCAGGUGGACUUUCAAGAUCUGAAGAAGCGUCAGGUACGGCUGGUGCACCAGUCAGUAAAGGAGUUUAUCGUUGCAGACAGCCAAAUAAACGUGUCCGGCGCAACGCAGCCGAGGCUGGACAUCGUUGGCCGGCGCAUCGACGAAUUGGAGCGGCCCAUCCUGGAUCUCUGCAUCCGGUACUUGCUCCUCGAUGACAUUGCUGCCCAGCCCUUGUUUUCACAAAGGCAAGUCGCCGUCAUAGAGCUUCCCCAGGAGGCAGACCUCUUCAGCGAUGACGAGUGCCGGCAAAGCUUCACCCUAGACUGCACCUGGGACACGUGGGAGGAAGACAUGAAUCGCUAUGAUCCGACGGAGCGAGGCUUUGGGGAGUUCUUUGUCUACGCGGCGUCCUUUUGGAUCGAGCACUUGGCCCACGUUACGCAGGAGCCGCUCCCGGCGGUGGCCGAUCUCGAGAGGCUGUGUCGUGCCGGGUCGCUUCGACUCGACAACUGGACUCAGCAAAGCUGUCGUCCCGGAUGCGCCAUCGUGGCCAGGUACGAAUUUGACGCCGAGCUAUACGAUCCGUUAGCCAUCGCGUCACUCUACGGCUCCGAUGCUAUCCUCCACCACUUGCUCAGGAACGCAGACUUCAGCACCGACAGCUACCUUCCCGACUCGCCGCUUGCCGCAGCUGAUCAGGUCCUGCAAUGGGGAAGCCUGUCAAGAUUGCCGAUCCUGUUUGCGCACGAGGACUUCAAUGACCAGAUGCACGCGCUCGACUUCUUCCGAUUGGUGAUGCGGCAGUGGAAUCUCGUGGAGGCGCGUCACCAUGACUGGGAUCAGGCGUUCGACCUCGUCGACGAGGCAUCCGACGCGAUGGUGGCAGGCCGCUGGGGCAACGAGCUCCUCUGCAUCGCGGCGAAGAGGGGUUGCAUGCCUAUCUUGCAGCGGCUGAUGGAGGCGGCCCGGCGCGACGCGAAGCUCCGCGACGAGCUGUGGCGCGCGCCGUGCCGCGGGGCAACGAGCGCGGACCUGCGAGGUGCGCACCAGUCGGUCGGCGCGGCCGUCCUGGCGGGACACGCCGAGGUCGUCGAGUACCUGCUGCAGCAGGACGGCGUUGAGGCGCAUGUCAGACACGUCAACGAACGAGGCGAGUCGGUGCUACAGCUCGCGCAGAAAUCGGGGAACGCGGUCGUGAAGGGGUUGAUUGUCGGCUAUCUCGAGAAACAUGCGGUUCGCCUAGCCUCAGCCGGGGAUGAUGCAUCGGCGCUGGCGGCAAAUGACCCGAAGGGACUCCUGAAGCUCGAGGCGUUUUCUGUAUACAGCGUGUUCUAG